AUGGCUGGAACUAAAGGUGCAAACUCUGCUCGGAAAUCUAUUAAGAAGAAGUUCACAGAUUUUAAAUGUACAAUAUGCAAGAAGACAUUCUCGGAAAAAGCAGGCUUAACCCAACACAAUCUAACCCAUUCCUCCGAGAAACCAUUCACCUGCCAUUUAUGUCCACAUACAUUCAAAACUAAGAAAUAUCUAGGUCGACACAUAAAAAGAGUUCACAAUGAAGCAACAGAGAAUGAAUGUAGCUUCUGCGGACGAAAGUUUCACUUCAAAAGUCUUUUAAGACAGCACAUGUAUACACAUACAGAUGAAAGACCUUUUAAAUGUAAAAUCUGUGGAAAAGGCUUUAACUCCAGUUAUACUUUGAAUACACAUAAAUAUAUACAUGCUGAUGCUAAGCCGUUUAAAUGUGAGUUCUGUGACUACGCGUGCAGAGACACGUCUACGUUGAGGAAACACCAUGAAAGGCACAUGGGGAUGAAGAAACGAUACCAGUGUCGAUUGUGUGAGAAAAGCUACAAUACAAAAAGUUUGCUCAAAAUGCACGUAACAGAAGUGCAUUUGGAUAUACACGUAAAGAACACGCGGUGCGAGGAGUGCGGCAAGAUGUUCAAAUCUAACACCGCUUUGAAUGUACAUAUUAAAAUAGUCCACAAAAAGAUAUACGCGUGUAAGUGCGAGGUGUGCGGCGUGACGAUCAGCAAUAAAUACAAUUUGGCGACGCAUUUAACUAAACAUGUGGAUUUUAAACCGUUUCGAUGUAACUUUGACGGAUGUACGAAGAGGUUUAAGGAAAAAGGUACCCUCAAAAAGCAUAUUCUAGUCCAUUAUCCAGAAAAGCAGUUCGAAUGUAAGAUAUGCAAUAAAAAGUUUACGAGAGUGACUCGUUUGAAUUUACAUAAAAAACAGCACAGAUUGAAAACUAAAUGCGUGACUUGCGAUUAUUGUGGGACGAGUUUCUACAACAAAAACUAUCUGAUGUCCCAUAUCAAAAAGAAACAUUUGUUGAAGCAAGCGUACGCGUGCGACGCGUGCGGGUUCUGCACUUACAACAAGCCCAGUCUGGUCAUGCACAUCAAGUCUGGACAUGAUUCUGAAUUGGACAGACAAUGUAAGAUUUGCAAUAAAACUUACAAAAAGCAUAUAUAUCUGAAGCUUCACUAUUGGAAGUGUCACUGCGUGAGGUACAACAUGACCGUCAGACAGCCAAAACCGAAAAAACGUGAAAUAAUAAUUAAAGAAGAACCGAGUGAGUAUACGGAGAUAGAAAUGUUGCACGAAGUGAAGAUUGAACCCAAGAGUGGUGAGAGUUUUGAUUCCGAAGCAGAACUAUCCACAGAUAAUAUAAAAGAUGUGUCAAAUGACAGUUCUAAGAGGGCGGGAAAUAAAGCACCGAAUAAUUUCGAUGAUUUUUACAUAAAACAAAUUAUACGGCCGGGAUCUACUAUCGUAAAAGAAAAAGAUAAUAACAUAAAAAUAGAUAUAAAAUGUCAAAAAGAAGCAAAUGAAUGUUUGAAGAAAAUGAUCUGCGAUAAAAGACUUAAAAGGGAGAUGAGAGAGUUGGAGAAGACGAGAAGAGAAUACAACAGGAGAUUAAAGAGAGUUGGGCUUAGAAAAUUUAAUACUAAAAUUAAAUUUAUUAAAAAUAAUAUUAUUAAUAAAAAUAGUGUAAUGACAGAAUCUAAUCUAAACGAUGAAGAUAAUGACGUAAUUUCUUCAAAUAAUUUUCCUAAUGAUAAGAGUCAUUAUGAAAAUAAUGAAACUAAUAGCAAUAUAAAUGAAAAAAAUGAUAAGAAUCAGAAAACUGAUGAUAUAACACAAAAUGAUAAUGCACUUGAUUUAAACAAUACACUAAAAUAUAUUGAUGAUGGGAACGUCGAAAUUAAUAGUAUUAAUGAAAAUGAUGAUAAAAGUCAUGAAAAUUUAGUUGAAAUUAAAAAAACAAAUGAAACUAAUGAAAAUGAAAACAAUGAUGUUAAUAAUAUUAAUGAAAGAAAUAAUAAGAACAAACAAGACAGUAAAUUAAAGUUAAAUAUGCAUCAAUGUUAUGUUUGUUUCAAGUUAUACGAAACGCGAGACCAACUAAUAGGCCACUGUCAUCAACAUUUCGACGUGUGUAAUACUGAUUUAUUAAAAAAAUGUCCCCUCUGUGAUUUUGUCACAAAACUUAAUUUAAAGAGGCACAUGCUCUCAAUACACAAAAUAAAAGUGAAAACUCAAGGUACACUCAAAAACGAUGAGGGAACUUUUUAUUACGAUAUGAAAAAUAAAAUCGAUAAUAUACAAGUCAUUCCCAGUGUGAAAAUUCUGAAUAAACACGCAUACGAGAAGUUAGAUAGAAAUAAAAGAGAAGAUAAAAAGAGAGGGUUGAUAAAAAAGAAGUUAGUUAAGAAGAAUGGAGAGUGGGUGAUUGAAAAUGAAUUUGACACUCGAAUUGAUAGGUUUUUGCUGCCAAAGACCGUGUUACAAGGCGUCGGUCCAAUCAAAAUCGAUACAGAUGAUCAUGUGGGUAGAUUGAAAAUUUUGUAUCGUUUAGCCAAAAGAAAUGGGCGGGAAAUUGUAUUUCCGUGUGAUAAAUGCGAGAAGAUUUGCCAAACUCUAAGUGCUUUGAAACUUCAUACGCGUAAACAUGAGGAAAAUCCCAAACCGUUUAAGAAAAAAGUAUGGAAACAUAAACUCGGUGAACAUGAAAAAGAAGUGAAAAAGAAGAAACAGAUCGGAAAAAAUAGAUAUGAAGAUCCUAAGCCGAUUGUGAGCAAACACAAGUGUGAUGACGAAUUGAUGGAGUUUUACAAGAAAAAUAUUAAAGGCGGCGACAUAGAAUUUUGGCAGUUUCUAAAAAUUUUCAACAAAAUGUCGCGAGACAAUGUCAAUGAUUUUUCCGAUUUGGAAAAUCGUUCGGAAUUCGGUAUUCAUUUUCCGGUAAGAAAUGAAAUGGAAAAGAAGGAAAUGAAAACUAGAAAAAUGAAAACUAAUACUAAUUUCAAGAGAAGAAUAUUAAUAAGUAAAAAAGAGCAUGAAAAAAGAAAAAUGAUUAUAGAUAAUUUAAGGAAGCAGAAUUUAGAACUAAAU
Molecule: messenger RNA, 3069 nt
Organism: Brenthis ino (lesser marbled fritillary)
Lineage: Eukaryota; Metazoa; Arthropoda; Insecta; Lepidoptera; Nymphalidae
Source: the annotation of a GenBank genome assembly